AAUUGAAGGGGAAAGAACUUGCAGACACUCUAGCAACCGCCCUCCCUUCUCAAGUCGGCGGCUCACUGACAGCGGGGGGCCCGACAAUCCAAGGCACCAAUGAAGCGCUCUCACACACCUCCUGGUGCACUAGUAAAUGGUGCCUUGCACUCUCUCUCCCGUGAGCUGGGUAAGGGCAGUGCUGUUAUGUUGUCUGCCGCUGUCCUGGAGCUGCCCAACCCUGGUGCCCGGAUGCCCACCCAGCAAGUAAGCUCCCGGGGAGCCUCAGUCAGCGAAUACCCACACACAGACGGCAAGUCUGGGGGGACAGUCAAAGUUUAUCUUCCCAACCAGCAGAGGACAGUGGUGAACGUGCGCCCUGGUAUGACCGUAUAUGAUUCUCUGGACAAGGCAUUGAAAGUGCGAGGUCUGAGCCAGGAAUGUUGUGCUGUGUAUCGCCUGAUACAGGGCCGGAAAGCCCUGACAGAUUGGGAGACAGAUAUCACACCCCUAGUGGGAGAGGAGCUGAUGGUGGAGGUUCUGGCAGAUGUUCCUUUAUCCAUGCACAAUUUUGUCAGAAAAACACAUUUCAACCUCGCAUUUUGUGACUUCUGCCUUAAAUUUCUGUUCCACGGCUUCCGCUGCCAGACCUGCGGCUACAAGUUUCACCAGCACUGCAGCAGUAAGGUGCCCACAGCCUGCGUGGAUAUGGCCAAGCUCCCAAAGCCACUGACGCCUCUCAGCUAUCAAGACUUCCAGUCAUAUUAUGAACAUCCCACUGUCCACACGCCCCUCAGUCCCCAGCCACCCAGCCCCCGGACACAGCACCCCGGAUCCGCUUCCUUUUCAUUUCCUGGUGAGGGACAGCCACUGCAGAGACAUCGCUCCACCUCCACCCCCAACGUUCAUAUUGACAGCACCACUGGCCCCGUGGAUAACUCCAUCAUUGAGGAGGCGCUGAGAAGUGCAGCAGUCACACCUGUCGAUGGUCCCCCUAAGAGUGCCCAGCCUCGUGGAAGUAAAUCUCCCCAAACUAAGUCACCAUUAGAGGCAACACGAGAGAGGAAGACGUCUGCGUCUGAUGAGAAGAAGAAAGUGAAACAGCUUGGUUACCGAGACUCCAGUUAUUACUGGGAGGUGAAUUCCAGCGAGGUGAUUAUCCUGAAGCGCAUUGGCACAGGCUCCUUUGGCACCGUGUACCGAGGGAAAUGGCACGGAGACGUGGCUGUGAAGAUCCUGAAAGUGACCAACCCCACAUCGGAGCAGAUUCAGGCCUUUAAGAACGAGAUGCAGGUUCUCAGGAAGACUCGGCAUGUCAAUAUUCUGCUGUUCAUGGGCUUCAUGACUCGACCUCAGUUUGCCAUUAUUACCCAAUGGUGCGAGGGAAGCAGUUUGUACCGGCACCUGCAUGUCAUUGAAACGCGCUUCGAUAUUUUCCAGCUGAUCGACAUUGCCCGGCAAACGGCACAAGGCAUGGACUAUCUCCAUGCCAAGAAUAUUAUCCACCGGGACUUGAAGUCAAACAACAUUUUCCUGCAUGAGGGACUGACGGUGAAGAUUGGUGACUUUGGCUUGGCCACAGUGAAGACCCGUUGGAGUGGAUCUCAGCAGGUGGAGCAGCCGAGUGGAUCUAUUCUGUGGAUGGCUCCAGAGGUGAUUAGGAUGCAAGAGAACAGCCCCUACAGCUUCCAGUCAGAUGUAUAUGCCUACGGGGUGGUUCUGUAUGAACUCAUGGCUGGACUGUUACCCUAUGCAAAUAUCAACAACAGAGAUCAGAUCAUUUUUAUGGUGGGACGCGGUUACCUCACUCCUGACCUCAGCAAGGUGUCCAACAAUUGUCCCAAGGCAAUGAAGAGGCUUCUUGUAGACUGCAUGAAAUUCAAGCGAGAAGAGAGGCCCCUUUUCCCACAGAUCCUCUCCUCCAUUGAGCUUCUGCAGCGAGCUCUGCCUAAAAUAGAGCGCAGUGCGUCCGAACCUUCCCUGCACCGGGCUGUCAACUCCGAGGACCUCAACCCCUUCCUCAUAAGCACCCUCCGACUCGUGCCUCAGUGAUGGCCACUUCACUAUCGGGGGUUGUUAUAGGGGGGCUUCUCCCUGCCAAGCGCUCACCUGUCAACCUGUACACCACCCAGGAAGAAGAUGUUUCUGGGGACACUUCUACCAGAUUUGGUGCCUCAUUUAGGAAAGAGGGAAUUGUAAACUGUGUGUGGGUGUCAGGAUUGUCUUUCUUCUGCUUUAUACUGUGUCUCACUGGUCCGUGGCCGGCCGCGGUGUAUUACUGUCACUUUCUUCUUCAAGGCCAUAGAGGAUUUCUGCAUUGGAUGGGGGGAACCUAAUCCUUGUGAGUCAGUAUCCUAGAACUGUCCUCAUCAGAUUAAGGGUAAUUGUAAUGAUAUACGAUGCACAGACAGGCCAAAAAUAAACAGGCACAGUCCACAGAGCUCAUUCAUAGCUGCAACCAAUGGCUUAGCACUCCUUGAUCAUGUGACCAGAAUUCUCUCGAUAAUUUUGCAAUUAUUAAUGUCUCGAGUGCAACAGUGUAGCUGAGGGCAGUCUAGCUGCAAGUCUGCACAAAUCCUGCCGCCAAGCAUGGGGCAUGUGGGAUAAGCAGCACUGCUAUACAUAAUAUAUGAUAAUAUAGAAUGAUGGGAGUUGCACCCUACAAUGUUAGUAUUUGGGACACACGCUAGAAGGAGAUAUGUGUGGUUCUAGGCUGUGUGCCUGGCACCCAGAAGCAGCUCUGUAGAUGUGCAUGGGGGUCCCAGUAGGACAUUCUUAGUCCCCUCCCCAGCCAUGGAAUAACAAGAGGGUUAGGGGGAGAAGGAGGACGCCUCCCAUUCUCAAUACUGUCUGCAGCUGAAUGAUGUGCCUUUAGAACAAAUAAUAAAUCGUUUGCUUCUUGUAAUGUGAGCGGCCCAAUAGUCCCAAUAGAUGUACUGUUGCUCUUUAUGCUUCCCAGCGCCACAGGGGGGCACCACAGUUCAACCAACACUUAACCAAUCAGAUGAAACCCCUUGUUGUUGCCAUAUAUGAUUGUGAGUGGUCACCAUGUAUGGCUCUGACACUGCCCCCUGCUUUGGCUCCUAACCAUCUCUAACCAACCAGGAAUGCACUUUGGAUAUUUGUUAAAAAGACGUUUAUCCUGGAGGGGAAGAAAAUGCCGUUGUACAAGGCAUCCAUCAUCUCCUGCCACAUACAGCUAUUUAUUGCUUGGAAUCAAACGUGCCUCAACGCAACAACCCAAACAUUCUUUCUUAAUGAAAACAGUCGCACGGCAGCCAAUCAGGAGGCCUAACUGGGAUUUUUAUACGCAACAAACCUCAUGAGAUCAUUGCAACUUGUACGGUGAAGGAAAUAAGUGGGAAAUUGCAUUUGAACAUAAGGAAGUGUAAUAUAUAAUUUUAAAUAAAGAUAUGUUUGGUGUAA
Xenopus laevis (African clawed frog) is the source of this 3405-nucleotide messenger RNA. RefSeq names its product A-Raf proto-oncogene, serine/threonine kinase L homeolog (gene araf.L). NCBI's taxonomy places the organism in Eukaryota, Metazoa, Chordata, Amphibia, Anura, Pipidae. Gene Ontology annotation, cellular component: cytosol; mitochondrion. Gene Ontology annotation, biological process: signal transduction; MAPK cascade. The record is from RefSeq and is marked provisional. Gene Ontology annotation, molecular function: kinase activity; MAP kinase kinase kinase activity; protein kinase activity.